Messenger RNA from Aedes aegypti (yellow fever mosquito), 3216 nucleotides. RefSeq names its product UPF0505 protein CG8202. NCBI's taxonomy places the organism in Eukaryota, Metazoa, Arthropoda, Insecta, Diptera, Culicidae. The coding region runs from base 197 to 3142 and encodes 981 amino acids. The transcript has 7 exons. Gene Ontology annotation, biological process: endocytic recycling. Gene Ontology annotation, cellular component: endosome. The record is from RefSeq and is a predicted model, not a curated record.
AACUUUGACAGUUUGUUGCAUUUUGAGAGCUCCCCGUUUAUUUAUUGUUGUUAUCAAUGCACUUUUGAUAUGCGAUUAUUUUCAAUUAAAAUCCUUAUCAGCAAGGAAAGUGUUUUACUUACAUUCAUCUAAAAAGUGGCACUGAAAAUCUCUCGGGAAUUUCUAACUACCUUUCCAAUUGAUUGGUGUAGCAAGAAUGUCUGCUGAAUGGAGAUGCAUCCGGCGCAACCAGGACGAAUGCCGGCGCUAUCUGGACCAGUUUAAAGUGUUCGAUCAUCCGCUAAAGCAAUCAACUAUAACGGUGCUGGAAAGCAAAGGGACCCGGAUGAAACCGGCGAACAAUUUCAGCGACAGUAACAGUGGAUCUUCUUCCACGAUUUCGCUGGAUCCGCUCAGCUUGGCCCUGGAUGGGUCUGACCCUUUGAGUCAAUUCGCCCGACAGGAUUCCGCCCAGGAUCCACUGUCGCAGAUGGCAGCCGAGUUUGAUGGUGCGCUAAGUGUGUCUUCCGGUGCUAAAUCCAAGAAGAAGGAAGUUACUAAUUUGCUGGAAUUGGACUUGAUAGAGCCCUGGGCCGGGAGGAGGGGUCCCAUAUUGAACAAGUAUACCACAAAUGAAAAGUUGUCGAUUGUGACCAGCUUCCUGAACGGCGGAGAAACCAUCAAGUCACAAACGACCAUGGCCGAGAAGGUGAAACAUCGGCUAGAGCAAUUGGACGAGUUUGAGGAAGGAACCAUCCGGCAGAUGCUGGAUCUGUCCCAGCAGGAAUACGUGAUCAAGAUUGAACAGCUGAACCACGAACUGGUUCAGGCUUGGAACACCGAUCAACGGGUGAAAGCGUUGAAGAUUGCGAUCCAGUGUUCGAAACUGUUGGCAGAUACGUCGGUCAUUCAAUUCUAUCCGUCGAAAUUCGUCCUGAUAACGGACAUCCUGGACAUUUUCGGAAAGCUGGUUUACGAACGGUUGCUGGUCAAGUCGGGGGAGUCGAUGAAGCCGGGCGGCUCUAGGGGACCGGCAACUUUGCCGGACAACUUCACGCCCGAUAUGGUGCCCGAGUCAGCCAAAGAGACGUGCCAGAACUGGUUCUACAAGAUAGCAUCGAUUCGAGAACUGCUGCCGAGAUUGUACGUAGAAAUGGCCAUACUGAAGAGCUAUAGAUUUCUAACGGCCAACGAAUUCAGUUCAAUUCUGAUGCGACUGACUCAAAUGAUCCGAGGUAUUGGUGACCCAUUGGUCAAUAUCUAUGCUCGAUGCUAUCUCUGUCGAGUGGGAAUGGCCAUAACGACGGAUCGCGAUUAUAUCAAAGAAAAUCUGAACGACGUUCUCACAAUCUACCACACCAUCCUGAACGGGGGAAUCAGAUCGGAAAUAGCCAAGCAUAGAAUAACCCUGAAUGGAUACAUAUCGCUAUUUCUGCCGGCGCUGGAUUGGCUCAUGCAAGGUGUCACGAUUCUCAGUACCGAUGCCGAGUUGGACGAUGUGCUGAAGCGAUGUCGCGACAAAAAGCACCCAGCCCUACUCAUGCAAUCGAUAAUGCAAUCCUUCCGGCCGGAUUUCAUAGCGCUACGGGCGGUGCCAUUCGUGGAGAUUUUAUCCACCAUCUCGGUGGAAGGCUUGUCACGGGGACAUUUGCUGCGCUGUUUGGGAAGUAUUCUGAGUCAGACGGCUCCUCCGGCCGAGCAGAGGGCACUGGUGUUGAAUGCGGCCUGGCGUACCAUCAGCGGCAUGGGUAACACGGAAGAGUACAUCCAGUGCGCGGAGAUGUGGGCCCAGUACACUAGUCAGCAUUUUGGGCUCCGUGAAGUCAACGCGUUGAUGGGAGAUAUCCUGUACCAUAUGACCCCUAAUCGAGCCUACGAACGACACUACCACGAGCUACAGGUUAUCGUCGACAAGAUUGUUUCGAACGCACAGGACAUCCAUGGCGUGUUGUCUCUGGACAACUUUUUGCCAUUGCUGGACCUGUUCCAAAAGGAAUCCAUCAAGCUGGACGUUUGCAAAAGCAUUCUAACGAGCUACAGAACUGCUUCAACUGAUUCGUACAUUUCCGAUCCGGUUGUCACAAACGCUCUUAUGCAUAUUAGCAAAGUGUUGAACGAUUCUGUGAAUGCCCUCACGAGUGAAGACGAGCGUCGCCAGAUCAGCAACCUAAUCAGCCAUUUCAUACGGAAAGUAGACUUUGGGCGCGACUUUGAACAACAGCUCUCAUUCUAUGUCGAAGCUCGUUCUGCUUUCUCAAAUUUGGACCCCGUGUACUCGACGUUGAUCCACUGCGUCAAUCGGCUAGCUACUAGCACGCGACGCAUCGUCAAAGGUCAACACACAAGCAAAACAGCUGCCUUCGUGAAGGCCUGUGCUGCCUACUGCUUCAUCACGAUUCCUUCCAUCAUCGAUGUCACUACUCGAAUGGAACUCUACCUGCAAUCUGGUCAGGUAGCUCUCUUGAACGUGUGCCUACAGCAAGCGGAUUCAUGCUUCGAGGCCGCCCUGAAUCUCAUUCCGGAGAUCCCUCGAACCAUCGAGCAGGACGGUAAACCCCAAUCAACCGAACCCUUUCUCAAAUCGUUCCUUAUGAAUUUCCUUUCCACGCUCGUAAUCGUUCCCGACAAUCCCACUCAAGGGGUUCUCUAUCUGCUUCGGCUUCUUCUCGAAGUAAUUAAAAAAUAUCCUUUCGAGCCCAACUCAGAGACCCUCUCCUCGAUAUACCUGCACGUUCUGGAUUUCCUAUCCGUUGCGGCCCAAGAGGUCUAUCCUUAUCACAUCGUGAACGUGAUCUCUAACGACGAACUCUACGGGUCGGAUCCAAAGUUUCUGGCCGAAAUCCACGCCAUCAGCUGCGAGGUGUGCGAUGAAGUGCUUCAGAUACUCAAACAACUGCUGGAGUCUAACGCUAUACGACAGCAGAGUCAGCUGUCGUUGGAUCUGUUUCUGAAAAUUAUCACCGGAGCGGACCUGACUGUGGAUCGCAUGUUCACGUUGACGUACAACCUGUGGAAUCUGGCGGCCAAGAAUCGGAGUACGCUGGAUGCAAAGCAGCUGCAAAAAAUCCUGUCUUACACGGAACAUCUGGCCGAAGUUUCUCAAUCCGAUUCCCAGAAACAAUGCCUGCAGCUACUGCUGGAAAAGAUGAGAUCACGAAUUUAAACCGAAUCAACCUUAGUUUGUAUUUUAUAACGUACUGCAAAAAAAAAAAAAAAAAAAAACUAGGUUUACCCGCA